Molecule: messenger RNA, 2180 nt
Organism: Melospiza melodia melodia
Lineage: Eukaryota; Metazoa; Chordata; Aves; Passeriformes; Passerellidae
Gene: MPND
Product: MPN domain containing
Exons: 11
Coding region: 1-2109 (702 amino acids)
Molecular function (GO): protein binding; metallopeptidase activity
Source: RefSeq, a predicted model, not a curated record
AUGGCAGGUACCGGGGGGCGGGGGCGCACCGGGCACCGGCUCCGGGAACCGGGAACGGGGAACGGGGAAUCGCACACGCACCGGGCACGCACCGGGCACCGGACACGUACCGAGCACGCGCACAACGGGCGCGCAGCGGGCAGCCCGUACCGGGCACGCACCGGGAACCGGACACGCGCGCACGGACACGCGCCCCGGGCGGGGACGCGCACCGGUCACUGCCCCCCGCCCCCGUACACCCGGGGCACGCGCGUGCACCUGCCCGAGCGCGCUCCCGCGGGACCUCGGUGGGGACAUCCCGGCCCCGCGUCCCUCAGCCCGUCCCCGUCCCCGCCAGCCGUGUCCCCGCGCCCGCAGCCCUUCACUGCCACCCUCCUGUGCCCUCACCCCCCUGUCCCCGUGUCAGCGUCCCCCCUCCCACCCCCGAGUCCUCCUGUCCCCGUGUCCUGCCCCUCCAUGUCCGUGUGUCCCCUCCGCGCUUGUGUCCCGGUGUCCCCGUCCGCAGGCAGAAACCAAGGGGGGACCCGAGGGAGCUCUGGGGGGACACCCGGGGCGCUGUCACACCGUGUCCCCCCCGCAGCGCUCGCGGCCGCCUCCCCCGGCGGGGACGAGGGGCUGGAGGAGGAUGAGGAUGAGCUGGAGCCGGGGCUGGACGAGGCCGAGGCCGAGCCGGAGGUGGCCAAGGCGGCGGGGGCGGCCCGGGGGGCGGUGCUGACCCGCAGGGGCAUCACCCUGAGGGUCCUGCUCCGAGAUGGGCUCCUGGAGCCGGGCAGGGGCGUCCUGUCCAUCUACUACCUGGGCAAGAAGUUCGUGGGGGACCUGGGCUCGGACGGGACGAUCACCUGGCAGGAGACGGGGCAGGUGUUCAACUCGCCCAGCGCCUGGGCCACGCACUGCAAGCGCCUGGUGAACCCCGCCAAGAAGUCGGGCUGCGGCUGGGCCUCGGUGCGCUACAAGGGCCAGAAGCUGGACCAGUACAAGGCGGCCUGGCUGCGCAAGCACCAGCCCAACGUGCCGCCCCCCGACGAGGUGGGAGCGGGCUCGCCUCCCCCCGGCACCCCCAGCGUGCGGGGCGAGCUGGGUGCCAGCCCCGUGUGCCCGCAGAGCUUGGCCAGCGAGGGCGAGGAGGAGGAGCUGCCCGAGGAUGAGGAGGAGGAGGCGGCCAGGGAGGGUCGGCUGGCGGUGCCGGAGCCGGCGGCUCCCAAAAGGCCGGAGGAGAGGAGCAAGAAGCAGCAGGGGAAGGGCCCGGCGGAGCCGGCGGGGACGGAUGGAGGCAGCGCGGGGAAAAGGCUGGAGGUGAAGCCCCGGGUGCCCGUCCGCUACUGCACCCUGGGCACCCGCGACUCGGCCAGGAACCCCCAGACCCUGGUGGAGGUGACCUCCUUUGCCGCCAUCAACAAAUUCCAGCCCUUCAACGUGGCCAUCUCCAGCAACGUCCUCCUGCUCCUGGAUUUCCACAGCCACCUGACGCGGAGCGAAGUGGUGGGGUACCUGGGGGGGCGCUGGGACACCAACACCCAGCUGCUGACCGUGCUUCGAGCCUUCCCCUGCCGGACCCGCCUGGGCGACGCCGAAGCCGCGGGCGCAGUGGAGGAGGAGAUCUGCCAGAGCCUGUUCCUGCGGGGGCUGUCGCUGGUGGGGUGGUACCACAGCCACCCCUUCGGGCCGGCGCUGCCGUCCCUGCACGACAUCGACGCGCAGAUGGAUUAUCAGCUCAAACUGCAGGGCAGCGGCAACGGCUUCCAGCCCUGCCUGGGGCUCAUCUGCGGGCCCUUCUACCACGGCAACCCCGGCGUGGAGUCCAAAAUCGCGCCCUUCUGGGUGAUGCCGCCGCCAGAGCAACGGCCCAACGACUACGGGAUCCCCAUGGAUGUGGAGGUCACCUACAUCCAGGACGGAUUCCUCACCAACGACGUCGUGCAGGAGAUGACGCUGCUGGUGGAGUUCUACAAGGGAGCCCCCGACCUGGUGAAGUUCCAGGAGCUGUGGAGUCAGGAUCAGACCUACCUGGACAAGCUGAAGGGCUCCCUGGCCUCCCGCACCCCCAAAGACCAGAGCUUCAGCCACGUCCUGGAGCAGAUCUUCAGCCUGCUGAAGCUCAGCGGGUGAGGGCCCGCGGCCCCUCGCUGGGACCAGGCGCCUCCCGCAGCCCGGGCGGGGCUCGCAGCCCCGGGGCUCUC